This is a messenger RNA of Phragmites australis (common reed), 6377 nucleotides long. RefSeq lists its product as uncharacterized. The coding region runs from base 40 to 5784 and encodes 1914 amino acids. Lineage: Eukaryota; Viridiplantae; Streptophyta; Magnoliopsida; Poales; Poaceae. Gene Ontology annotation, molecular function: protein binding. The record is from RefSeq and is a predicted model, not a curated record. The transcript has 21 exons. Gene Ontology annotation, biological process: endosomal vesicle fusion; protein targeting to vacuole. Gene Ontology annotation, cellular component: HOPS complex; late endosome.
ACAAAGCCGACAAGUCCGCAGCACAGAAACGUCGACGCGAUGACGACGGUAUCCACCAUGUCGACGUCGUCGUCGCAGCCACCGCCGCCGCGGCAGGAGCUCGACCUAGACGCUUUCCUCCCAUCCUCUCCCACCUCCUCCACAGCAUCCGACGCCGACCACCGCCGCACAGUAGACGACUUGCUCCUCUUACUCUCCUCUUCGGAUUCCGACGAGUCCGAUUCCAACGAAUCCAAGCCUAACCCCAGCGCCAACAGCAAAGCCCUAGCCCGAAUUCAAGCCCUGGCGCCGCCCCCUAAACCCUCGCCGUCGCCUUCUCCUUCCCCAUCCGCGUCCCCGUCCCCCAGGAGAUUCGCAUCCGCCUCGCCGUCGGAGACCCUCUCUUCACUCGUCUCGAGAACCUUCUCCAGCAACGGCGCCUCGUCCUCUUCGUCGAAGCCGCUCCCCUCGCUCUUUCGUGGAGUCCGCCCCAGCCCCAAGCCCGGCGCCGCGCUAGCCGCUGCUGCCGCAGCAUCCCGCGCGGUCCUCACCCCGCACGCCGCUGCCAUUAAGUCCCGUCGGUCAGUCUCGGCGCCCGUCGAUAAGCUCCUGGAUGAGGGAAGUGGCUCCAAAGCCUCCGAGGAGCUCCCUUCCACUGGGAGCUUGGAAGCAGAAGUAGAAGAAAAGGGGAAUGCGGAGGUGGUUGCUGCGCCGACGGAACAAACUGCAGGUGGGAGUAGGGAUGAGGAAUUGGAAGAGGAGAAACACGAAGAAGUGGGAAUUGAAGAGAAUUCUGAGCCUAGGAAACUGGUGGAGGUAGGUUCCCUGGAUUCUGUAGGCGCGGAGGAUUUCAGUGUGCGUGAGCGAGUUGAAGAUGACAAUUUGGCGGAAACUGACCAAGUUGGGAAUCAAAUUGGGGUUGUCUAUGGAAAAAAUGAGGACGACCAAAUAGGAGAUGAUAAUUCUGUGGAAUUAAGUCAGGGUGUGGAUUCAGUUGUUGCUGUUUCCAAGGAAAGUUUUGACGAUGACCAGGAAGUUGAAAGAUCCGACAGUGUCGUGGAGGAGCAAGUGGAAUCUGGGAGCAUCAUCGAUUGGGUGAUUGAAGAGAGGAUGGAGCCGUUGGAGAUCAGCAGGAAGGCUGAGAAAAAGCUGAAGGUGCCGAUGAAACCAUUAGAGUGGGCAGAGGAGCUUGAGAAGAGGCAGGCCUCAUUUGGACAGCACUGGGAAGAGGGUGCGGCUGCACAACCGAUGCAGCUAGAGGGGAUUGGAAAGGGCCCACCAGCUAUUGGUUACAUGCAAAUUGAGAUGGACAACCCAGUAACUCGUGCCAUGGCCUCACCUUCAUUUAGGCCAGACCAUGGCUCUCCCCAGGUGCUGGCAGUUCAUAGGAACUAUAUAGCGACGGGCAUGUCUAAAGGAGCUGUCAUUGUCAUUCCAAGCAAAUACUCCAUCCAUCAAGCUGAUGAUACAGAUGCAAAGAUGCUGGUCUUUUGGAACCAAGGUGAGAAGACUCAAUCACCAGUGACUGCCAUGUGCUUUAACCAGCAAGGGGAUCUUCUGCUAGUAGGAUAUGGUGAUGGUCACAUCACAAUUUGGGAUGUACAGAAAGCUGCAGCAGCAAAAGUCAUGUACGGUGAGCAUACAGCACCAGUAGUGCAUGCUUGUUUUAUCCGUCAAUCCAAAGCCAUCACUGGUGAUUCAAAAGGAGUAGUUCUAUUGCACACAUUUUCCAUUAUCCGUGUACUCAAUCGCUUGACUGUCAAGGGAACCCAGCACCUUUUUGAUGGAAAUACUGGAAUUGUGCUCUCAGCCUGCCCUCUUCUAUUGGAUGAAUCCUUUGGGUUUAGCAACUCAUCUUCCCAGGGAAACCAAAUAACUUCCUCUGGUGGUGGUUUUGGCAGCAUGAUGGGAGGUGUUGUUGGAGUAGAUUCUGGAUGGAAGUUUUUCAAUGAAAGUUCUUCUCCAAUGGAGGAUGGUGUUGUAGUUAUGUUUGUUAUGCAUCAACAUGCUCUUGUGGUUAGACUCCGUACCAAUAUUGACCAUGUUGAUCAUAUUGAGACCUUCUCUAAACCAGACGGGGCUAGAGAGGGCUCCAUCGCUUACGCCGCAUGGAAAUACACAGCAUCCUUGAGUGAUUUAUCAUCACUAGAUGAAGAACGAGUAUCAUGGCUUGCACUUGCAUGGGACCGUAAAGUGCAAGUGUCAAAGUUUGUUAAAUCAAAGAUAGUUAAACACAAGGAAUGGAAGCUUGAUAGUGCAGCAAUUGGUGUUGCCUGGUUAGAUGAUCAGAUGUUAGUUGUCCUUAAUUUGAGAGGCCAGCUCUGUUUGUUCUCCAAUGAUGGCAGUGAGCUUCGCAGAACCACCUUUGUUCCUGAUGGUCUUGUGUUUGAUGACACCAUACUGCACCAUGCACAUUUUUCUAACAGGUUUGGUAACCCAGAGAGGCAUUUUAACAAUUCGGUUGCAGUAAGAGGUGCUACAGUGUAUAUUCUCGGGCCAACCUUUCUCACAGUUUCCCGACUUCUUCCAUGGAAAGAACGCAUUGAAGCACUAAAGAGGGCUGGCGAUUGGAUGGGUGCACUGGACAUGGCAAUGAGGCUUUAUGAUGGUCAGACACAGGGUGUCGUUGAUCUCCCGAGAACAGUUGAUUCUAUUAGAGAAGCCAUAAUGCCUUACUUAGUAGAGUUGCUGCUAUCAUAUAUAACUUACGUCUUUGAAUAUAUUUCAAUUGCAUUAUCAAAUCAUACCGGAAAAGGGGGAGAAUCAGAUGGCUUGAUAGAGGCCGAUAGAUCUCUGUUGACACAAAGAGAGGAACAAUUUGCUCGUGUAGGAGGGGUUGCAGUGGAGUAUUGUGUCCACAUUGGACGCAACGACAUCCUUUUUGAUACGGUCUUCUCUAAGUUCGUUGCUGAACAAAGUGGAGGUAUGUUUCUGGAGGUACUAGAGCCCUAUAUAUUGAAGGAUAUGCUUGGUUCUUUGCCCCCUGAGAUUAUGCAAGCUCUAGUAGAGCAUUAUAGUGGCAAAGGAUGGUUGCAGCGAGUCGAACAAUGCAUUCUUCAUAUGGAUAUUUCUUCAUUGGAUUUUAAUCAGGUAGUCAGACUGUGCCGCGAACAUGGGUUAUAUGGGGCACUUAUUUAUUUAUUUAAUCAAGGCUUGAAUGAUUUCCGUACACCUCUAGAGGAACUUCUAUCAGUCAUUCAGAACACCAAUAUAAAAGAUGCUGCUUCUACUUGCUACAGGAUGCUUGUUUAUCUGAAAUAUUGCUUUCAGGGCCUGGCAUUUCCUCCAGGGCAUGGGAUAAUUCCCCAAUCCCGCCUUCAUUCAGUGAGAGAAGAACUUGUUCAAUUUCUGCUUGAAGAGUCUAAGUCGCUCACUUCUGAAGUGUUUAAGGGUUUCAAUGCUUCUUGUGGAAAAUGCCCAAACAUAUGCUAUCUGCUAUGGAUGGAUACAGAAGCUACUUUGGAAGUUCUCAAAUGUGCUUUUGCACAGGACAGUUUUGAACCUAGAGAUGACCCUUCUAGUACUAUUGAUGCAUCUGUCUCGGAGGAUGAAGAUGGUAUUGAUGCUGGAAUGAGUCAAAAUAGUAUGGUACAAAAUGCAGUGGACACCAUCAUAGAUAUUGUUGGUUUGGAAAAUGAGGUGAUUCGGUCCAUUGUUAUGGGUACUGAUGAGUCCAAAAUUUGGCCUUCAGAGGGGGAGUUUGGUUAUCUAAUUGAGUUUGUGUCCCUUUUUGUCUCCCGCAAAAGGGCUAAUGCAUCUAAAAGAGUUGUUAUGCACAUUCUUUCUUAUCUCACUUCGUCAUAUGAUGAUACAAGAACACCAACUCGGAAAGAAAAAGAAGUCCUUCAACUCUUCAAUGCAGUUCCCCAAAAUGACUGGAAUUCUGAUUUUGUCUUGAGUCUCUGUUUAGAUGCUCAUUUUCAUCAGGCCUGUGGCUUGAUAUUUACGGCCAGAGACCAGAAUUUGGCUGCUUUGGAUAGUUACAUGGAGGAUAAAGAGGAACCAUUCCACGCUUUUAUCUUCAUCAAUAAAAGAUUAUUCGAAUUGGCUGAUGAUGAAGCUUUGUCAUUUCGUUCCACAGUAAUAUCUCGUUUUCCUGAGCUAGUCAAGCUAAGCAGGAAGUGUGCAUUUGUCUUAGUUAUUGAUCAUUUCCAUGAUGAGAUCCAGCAAAUAUUGGCAGAGCUUCAUUCUGAUCGACAUAGCCUCUUUCUUUUCUUGAAAACUGCUGUUGAAGUACACUUGUCAGGAAAACUUGACUUCAAUGAGCUUAGUGUCAGAAACAAUCAAACAAUUGAACUUCAGUACUCUUCCAGUUACCUUGAAGAUUAUCUGCAGAGGCUAUUAAAUCUCCCCAAGUUAGACCACAAUCCUGUUUCCAUCAACGAUGAGUUAGUUGAACUUUAUCUGGAGCUUUUGUGCCAGUAUGAGCGGAGGUCUGUUCUGAAGUUUCUGGAGACUUUUGACAGUUACAGAUUGGAGCGGUGUUUGCAUCUUUGUCUAGAUUAUGGAGUUACAGAUGCUGCUGCAUUUUUGCAAGAGAGGGUUGGUGAUGUUGGGAGUGCCCUUGCACUUGUUCUAGCUGGACUUGAUGAGAAAAUAAACCUAUUUAUCUCUUCCGUGGAAAAUACUUUUUCUGGUGUUGCAUCAAAAAAUAUCUCCGAGACGAAGCAACCAGACAUUGUUCUAGAAAUGAGUGAGGCUUAUCCUGUGCUUGAUGCAUUACAUGCCUCCAUUGGAUUGUGCCAAAGGAAUUCACAGCGCCUGGACCCAGAGGAGUCUCAGUCCAUUUGGUUCAAAUUGCUUGACUCCUUCUCAGAGCCACUGAAAAAAUUGUAUGGAAACAAGGAUAUAAUUGAAAAAUGUGCCGGAUCCAAGGGGAGUGAAAAACCAAAAGAACAUCCGAAGCGAAAAGGACUCUCACAACAAGUGAGGAUUUUAGCUAAACAAAGGUGCUUGACUGCUCUGCGGAAAGUAUUUUCACAAUUUGUCGGAGAAAUAAUAGAGGCCAUGGCUGGGUAUAUACCCCUACCAGCAAUCAUGGCAAAACUAUUAACCGACAAUGGGAGUCAAGAGUUUGGUGAUUUCAAACUUGUGAUACAUAGAAUGUUGUCUAUGUAUCUUUACGAAAGAAGAAUACUGGAAACAGCUAAGUCAGUAAUUGAGGAUGACUCGUUUUAUACCUUGAGCUUACUAAAGAGAGGAGUUUGCCAUGGAUUUGCUCCGCAGACUUUUGUAUGUUGCAUAUGCAACUGCUCACUUUCUAAAGAAGAUGCAAAUUCAGCCAUACGGGUGUUCAAUUGUGGGCAUGCAACACAUCUUCACUGUGAGUCUGAGCAAAGCAGAUUAUCCAAUAGGGAAUCCAAAGAUGGAUGCCCUAUCUGUCUCUCAACGAACAAUACACAAGCCCGGAACAAAUCACCUAUAUCUGAGAAUGGGCAAGUGAAUUAUUCUGGGGCUGAAAAUGAAGUAUCACAUGGCAUCCAUCACAUUCAUGAAGCAGAUCAUGCUGAGAGAUCUCAUGGGCUUCAACAUAUGUCACGGUAUGAAAUACUGAAUAAUCUUCAGAAAGCACAGAGGUCCUUUCACAUAGAAACUGUACCUCCAUUGAAACUUUCACCACCUGCUAUGUAUCAUGAAAAGAUACAGAAGAGGGCCAUUUUGGUGGGGGAACCCAGCAAACAUUCAUUUAGAAGUCAAAACCCCCAGAAAAUAUGGCAAAUGAAGGAACAAAAAUCAAAACAAACAGGGAACCAGCUUCAGCAAAAGUCAACCGUACUCCGUUCUCAGAAAAGUCAAGUGUCGUAGUGUAAAGAUUGUAUGGAACCAGAUUCGAACUGAUUGUUGAUUUGCUUCACGUUACCAAGGCUGCUGAAGCUUCAAGGAUUAUUGAUUUCACGUUACCCAAGGCUGCUGAAGUUUUCAUCUCGAUGAUGUGCCCAAGUUGGUCUGCAGUGGUGCAAUUUUUAUCUCUCCCUAUACCAUGAUCAAAGUAUUUGUGGAAUUCUCAGUGAGGGUGCUUUGAGCAAGGGAGGAGGGAUCCUAAACCAAGGCGAGAGCAUAGAGACGCGACCCCGAGAGUCUGUUACUUGAAGAUAGAGUAGUUUCUACAGAGCUUACACGUGGUGACAUGAUCCUUGGUCCAUACACUGUCCAUAUACUUCACAGUGAAAAUGCCUUGCUUCGGUUCAUGUAAAAUAUAGUACAAAGGCAGUAGGUCUGGCAUGUAUAGCAACUAGUAACCACGAUUAAUUGAUACGUAGUACACAAUAGCACAACCUCUUUACCAGCUGAUCUGGUAUAUUUUCGGCUUUGGUAUUAGUGCAACUGAUCGCACUGGUGUACAGAACAGAUCUUUUUUUGAUAGACAGAAAUGCACGUCUGGUUGGAGCUUGCAAUUA